CAAAUUAAACAAAUCUUCGUAUAAAUUGUCGUCAUUUUGAGAUGUGAUCAGUUCCAUUUAAUUUAUAGUCAAGAUGAGACGCGCCACGGUAGUUUUCACUAGUUUUUGUGUAUUAUUAGCAAUUUUCUCCAUUACGGAUGCAGCUACACGAGUAGAAAGGUCACCCCAAUUUGGCUUCGGGCAAGCCAAUGCCCAAGCUAACGCUCAAGCUGGUGGAUUUGGCGGAGGUCCCGCCUUCGGAGGCCCUGGUUUCGGUGGUCCAGGGUUUGGAGGACAUGGCUAUGGCGGGCGCGGCUUCGGGGGCGGCUAUGGCGGAGGCUUUGGUGGAUACAGGCCAGGAGGUUUUGGAGGAUUCCACAGACAUCACGGAUUUGGAGGCCAUGGAGGGUUCGGAAUUCCAUCCAUCAGUAUAUCGAAGAGUGUCUCCAUUGGUGGCGGUGGCGGUGGAGCGCAAUCCAGCGCCAGCUCUGGUGCGUUUGGCAAAUAAUUAUUGACGAAUUUAGUUAAAUUUCUGUGAUUAAUCUUAUCUAGUGUUCAUUUAAAUAAAGACUUGAUACAUUAA
Molecule: messenger RNA, 562 nt
Organism: Manduca sexta (tobacco hornworm)
Lineage: Eukaryota; Metazoa; Arthropoda; Insecta; Lepidoptera; Sphingidae
Product: glycine-rich protein 23-like
Exons: 2
Coding region: 74-487 (137 amino acids)
Source: RefSeq, a predicted model, not a curated record